Cannabis sativa is the source of this 1176-nucleotide messenger RNA. RefSeq lists its product as uncharacterized. Lineage: Eukaryota; Viridiplantae; Streptophyta; Magnoliopsida; Rosales; Cannabaceae. The coding region runs from base 582 to 1172 and encodes 196 amino acids. The transcript has a single exon. The record is from RefSeq and is a predicted model, not a curated record.
AUUAGCUGUAAGAGAGUUAGAUAUUUAGUAGAUAUUUAGUAGAUAUUUAGUAGAUAUUUAGUCUCCUAACUCUGUAUAUAAAUAUGUAUUAUUCUAUGAAAUCAACACACAAUUCGAAUCACUAUUUUCUACAUGGUAUCAGAGCAUUGUGAUUCAAAAUUCGAAAUUCGAAAUUAGGGUUCUGAAAAAAAAAAAAAAAAAAAAAUAAUUAGGGUUUGAGUUUAGGGUUGUUUUCGAAAAUCCUAUUUGGAGUGAACAUCUUUUCUCACCGCCCACAUAGGAGGACUGCCCAGCCGCCGAUCUACAAACCCCCGAAGUCCGGUCGCCGGAUUCCUCGCGCGUGGGGCUCACGCGCCGCCUGAAGCUUCUGCGCGUGGGGCUCACGCGCCGGCGCGUGGAGGCGCGUGCGACGGCGCCUUCGACGGCGUUCUGUUGCCGAUUCUUCACUGGGUUCUUCUAAGCCCACUCGCAUCUGUUCUAGGUUGUAAUUCGGUAUUUGUUUGUCUUCUUCGUGUUUGGGUGUUCAUUCCUUGGUGUUCUUUUGUUCUUUUUCUCUGUCCUUUGUGUUUGUUUUUGAGAUUAUGGCAGAGAUAAGAUUAGAUUCAAAAUCAGUUGUUGUUUCUGAUGUUGUUCCCGUGAUGUCUAAAAUCACGGAUCAUAAGUUGAUUGGUUCGAAUUAUUUGGAAUGGAGUAAGACGAUUCGACUGUAUUUGAGGAGUAUUGACAAAGAUGAUCACUUGACUGACGAUCCUCCUGAAGAAACAAACGAUUCAAGGAAAAUAUGGCUCCGUGAGGAUGCUCGCUUGUUCCUUCAAAUUCGAAAUUCUAUCGAUAAUGAGGUAAUUAGUUUGAUUAAUCAUUGUGAAUUGGUUAAAGAACUAAUGGGUUACUUGGAGUUUUUGUAUUCUGGCAAAGACAACAUAUCUCGCAUAUAUGAUGUUUGCAAAGCUUUUUAUCGCGCGGAGAAACAAGAUAAGUCUCUUAUGAAUUAUUUUAUGGCUUUCAAGAAAACAUAUGAAGAACUUAAUGUGCUAUUACCGUUUAGUCCUGAUGUAAAAGUUCAACAGCGCCAACGAGAACAGAUGGCUAUUAUGAGUUUUCUUGCAGGACUCUCAUCUGAAUUUGACUCGCAAAGUCACAAGUUCUCUCUGGUUCUGAUGUCUCCUCUUUAAAAGA